UAUGUGUAACUUGUGCAAUUUCCAUUAAACGUAUUGAGAAACGAUCUCUAUAUAGUUUUGAGCGACAACCCCAAAACCUUCGUAUCACGUAUGCAGUACUUGUGCAAUUUCCAUUAAAAAAAAGAUGUGAACCCUAUAUGAAGAACCGCGAGAAAUGCAUGAAAUGUAGAAAACAUAAAGUUCCAUGUCGAUUUGAACGCACUAAUUGUGAAGAAUAUUUCAUCAAGGAAGACUCAUAUUCGAACCUUCUCUCCCCAAAUUACGUUACCAAUUUUAUUAAAUUUGUCAAUGUUGAUAAUGAGGCCACGAUGAAUUACCUGCAACCACUUGCUGAUCCAGAACCAGGCUCUAUUCGCCAAAUUUAUAAUACUAAUGUUAUUAAUUUUGUUAAUGCCGAUUCUAUUGAUAAUGAGAUCCCGUUGACUUACCAGCAACUGCUUGCCGAUCCUGAUCCCGACCUUCUAGACCAAUUCAAUAAGAGAAAUAAAAGAAAUUCACUUAAACCAAUGGCACCAUAUGUUAUUUUUCGAAAGCAAGUUUCUAGAAGAAUUGGGAAUGUACCUUGUAAUAUGAAUAAUGAGGAGAUUAGCAUGUUGACUUCCAAAUUAUGGAGCAACCUCAGUAAUGAUAAAAAAGAGGCAUACAAAAAUCUCGCAAGCGAAUAUAUUAAUA
Molecule: messenger RNA, 672 nt
Organism: Racocetra persica
Lineage: Eukaryota; Fungi; Glomeromycota; Glomeromycetes; Diversisporales; Gigasporaceae
Source: the annotation of a GenBank genome assembly